This is a messenger RNA of Aspergillus pseudotamarii, 348 nucleotides long. RefSeq lists its product as uncharacterized. The coding region runs from base 1 to 348 and encodes 115 amino acids. The record is from RefSeq and is a predicted model, not a curated record. The transcript has a single exon. NCBI's taxonomy places the organism in Eukaryota, Fungi, Ascomycota, Eurotiomycetes, Eurotiales, Aspergillaceae.
AUGAAGGUCACCACUAUCGCAUCCGUUCUCUGCCUCGCUGCGACCCAGCUUGUCGCUGCCGACACCGUCGUCACCUCAACGGCGACAAAUACGAUCACCCAAACGGUUUACCGUGUUACUGCUGAAACCGCCGCUGAGAGCCUGUCUGCCACUCCUCUCAGCUCUUCCCCAAGCCCUACAGGCUCUGUGGCCUCCAGCUAUGCGCACCACGCUAGUACUACGCCGACUAGCUCAACCAACACAGCUAGUCCAUCAGCUACUUUGAACUCCGCUGCUGGAACCUUCGAUGCCAGCAUGCCCGUUGCGCUUGCUGCUGGCUCUAUGGCUCUCCUGUUGAGCUACCUGUGA